AUGGACUCGCCCCCGAAACGACGAAGAACGGGUGAAGUAUUAGAGCUACCCAUUGGCGCAAGCCAAACACUCAUACCCAGGAGGGAGUCACGCUCCCCAGGUCGUACAUCUUUUCAGUCGCCUACGAGAGCGAGUCUGGCCAAAUCACACCCCGAAAUCCUCGAGCGCGCAAUUAGCAGGUCACCAAGCAAACAGUCCCCCAUUCGGCCGAGUCCGGAAAAACAGAUCUCUCAAGAUGAUCCCAGAAGCCUUGGCAUCCGCGGCCGCAAGGCAUUCCGACCAUCGCUGAAUCCCUCGAGUCCACUGAAAGCGCCGCGAGCCUCGGGGUCUCCUAUGGUUUUAUCUCCGAGCCGACGCGCCAGCAAUAUCCAAGCCUUUUCCAAACCUCCGCGUCGACUGUCUAGGAAAAUCUCAGCUGCGGACUUUGUUUUUGGGUCUCCUGUUCGCAAGCCGAUCCGACCAACACAUGAUCUCUCAAAUACGCCCGAGGAACAGCUUGCACUGGACCUAGAUGCCGCAAUACAGGAGGAAGUUGCGGGAGCAGAUUUGGGCUUUGACGAUGGGAGUGCUGGUACUACCCAUGAGGACGAUUCUCUUGAGCCCGAUUUGCCCCCGACUCCAGCUCAAUUGGGCUUGGAGAAGGCUCCUGCCCGAUCGAAGGGUCUUUUGAGCAGCAGUCCAAGCUCGAGGCAAGAGAGACGCAAAAAACGGGCAGCGACAGAUUUCCUUCAUGGCGGCUCUACGAAAGCGCUCAGGUCUCAAUCAUCACAAGAGGAGGCCUCUGAGGACAGCGCGACGUUGACGCGUACUAGUGCGACCGCAGCCGUCGUUGGGAAACGAAAGACUCGAAAAGGUCUGGAGGCCGAGUUACGUCGACUGAAGGCCGAGGUGGCCGAUAUGAGCAAGUGGACUGAGAAAGUCGAUUCGGGCCUGACCUUGUCGACAGAAUCGGACGAGGUUCGCAAAUUGUUGAACCUUCUCAAGGAAGAAUCCACACACAUCAAUCAGCCGAUCCCCCAAAGGGAUCCUAUCCCGGUUUCAGCGCUUCUUCGCACUCUUCUUCCAUUCGGUGCCAAAUUGCCUCGGCCGGCGCCUUCGGAGAUACCAAUGCCGACAAACCCUUUUGCUUUGAAAGAGAUCUCAAAAUCUGCAGGGUAUCUUACUUUCUUCGCUCCCUUGACACUUCGAGCCACCACCAGUCGCACAGCUUCAAAAGCAGUCUCGCUGCUCGAGACACACACUUUGAAUUUUACCGCGCCAUCCCCCUUUCCGUCUUCGCUCUAUAAUGUGUCUGUGGUGUACGAGACGAAUCCAGAGACACAGAAUAUCACAUCUGUUUCGGUCCCAACGGGCGGAGACAGCAGAAAGCGAAAGGUCCCUACGGCACUCCGGCAGUGGAUUGAUACCCGCCUUGAGAACCCAUUGCUAGCUCUAGACGUUGCCACUCUGUGCUGGGGUAUUAACCGCUAUUGGGAGGCUUCGGUGACUCGUGCACGACUAUGGGCUCGAAUUGACGCCAGUCAUGGGGCCGGUUCGAUCGAGCAGGCAAAUAGAAAUCCCCCUGGGGAUAAAGAGGGUGUCAUCACAGCUGCAGAGCUUCGAACCCUUGUCCCGCAUCUGGAGCGCAGCACCAUGGUGAUCAAACAAGCUGUCACGGAUAGCCAGGGGCCACGUGUGCUUCUCUCGAACGCACUGGUUAUAGACGAAUGGACUGGGGAACCGCAACUCGAAUCAGCAAUCACCGUAUCCACGCCCAAUACAACAGCUGAUCUAAACAAGAGGAUUGAUCGAGAAACGAGAAAACUGUUUCAUGCGUUGUUGCGGGAGGAGGGGGCCGUCUCCAUCCGUGGGAAAACUGCGAGAGGCCUGCAUGCCGACGCCAUUUUCCGAGCCACGGAAGGCGCGCUGGGUGCUUUACGGGCUUCGCAGUGA
Molecule: messenger RNA, 1932 nt
Organism: Penicillium oxalicum
Lineage: Eukaryota; Fungi; Ascomycota; Eurotiomycetes; Eurotiales; Aspergillaceae
Exons: 1
Coding region: 1-1932 (643 amino acids)
Source: RefSeq, a predicted model, not a curated record